AUGAAAACAAAAGAGCUUUGGACAUACACAAUUGAUAAGCCAACUGAGCCCAAUGUAAAUCUAACAAAUCAAGUAUUUGCUUGUGCUUUUUUAAAAGGUAAAGUAAUGCGAGAUUUGAUUAGAUGGAGAUGUUGUGGUUGCCGCUGUAGGGAAUGCAUUACUAUUAUUUGAUACAUAAAAAUCUGAAAUGUUAAGACCACCUUUAAGAGGAUAACACAAAGACACAAUUACUUGUUUGGCUGCAUCUAAGGAUGGAAAUAAAAUGGUAACAGGUAGUGCGGAUAAAACAGUUAUUGUGUGGGCAUUCAAUAUUGCUAGAGGUGAGAAGAUGUUGGAUGCAGAAAAAUUUUUUUCACAUAGUGAAGCAAUUUAAUGUGUUGCUAUCAGUCCUUUAAUGUAUUAAAUAUUUACAGGUUCAAAUUAAGAGUAUUCUUUAUGGAUUCCUGGAAUGAGUAAUAUAGACAGGUAGAAGUAUAAGGAGAAAAUAAUAUGUUCAGCUUGGAGUGCUGAUGGACAGUAUGUAUCAUUUGGAACAAUGAGUGGUAUGAUUGAGUACUUUUCACAUUAGGACUGGUUGUGAUUACGGAUAGAUAAGCACAUUAAUUGAAAGAGAUUUAGACUUAGAAAGGAGGACCAGUAUGGUGUAUGGAAUGGACUCCAAUAACAUCUGAAUAUUAAUAGUCUCAAUUAACUGUUGGAGUGUGGAUGAAUUCAUUAUAUUAAUUUGAUUGUAAUGGAUAAUAAAUUGGGGCUAGAAUAGAAUUACCAUUUGAUCCUUUACAUAUAAAUUUUUAAUAUAAUGGUGAAUAUAUGGCAAUAGCUGGGAAUAAUAAUAAGAUUAAUCUAUAUACAAGAGAGGGAGGAUUCUUAAUGGAAGCCUGUUCUCUUAAUGAUUGGAUAUGGUGUACUAAAAUAAAACCAAAAUCUACAGUAAUUGUUUGUGGUACUAAUGAUGGUGACAUUGUUGUAUAGGAAUUAGUAUAAGAAAAUGUUACUGCAUUAUAUGAUGAUAAAUUAGUUUAGAGAGAACAAUUAACAGAUGCAAUUAUAUUGUCAAUGAUUUCUAAUUAGAAGGCAAGAAUUAAAUGUAAAGAAUUAGUAAAAAGAGUGGCCAUAUUUAAAGAAAAAGUGGCUAUUUUAUGUGGUAUUAAGGUUUUAAUUUACACUUGUGUAAUUAAAGGAGAUGAUUUCAUGAAAUAUAAAUAAUUUAAGAAAUUUUAGAAGAGAGUGGAUUGUGAACAUUUUUAAUUGGCAUCAUCAAAUGUUUUAAUUGGAGCAGGAUAGAAAUUAAUUGCAUUCAAUUUUAAUGGAGAUAUGGAUAAGACUUGGAGUUUUGAAUCUCCUAUUACAGUUGUUUCUUGUUAAGGUGGUGCACCUAAAAGAGAAUUAGUUUUGAUUGGAUUAGAGAAUGGAGGCAUUUAUAAGAUCUAUUUAGAUAAUUCAUUCCCUAUUUAAAUUCAUAAGGUUAAUACACACAUCAAAUAUUUGUCAAUGUCUUAAUCAAAAAGAAAAUUGGCAUUGAUAGAUGGAAAUUAAAAUUUAUAAGUAAUAGAUACUAUAAGUAAAGAAAUUUUAUUUGGGGAAAUGAGUGUUGAAGGUGUUGCUUUUAAUUCAGAAUUUGAAGAUUUGAUUGCUUAUUCAGGUAAAGGAUUAUUGUUUUUCAAAUGUAUCGCAUUUCCAGCUUUAAAUUAAAAGAUAACUGGAAAUGUUAUAGGAUUUAAAGGAUGCAAAUUGUUCCUUCAAAAUAACAAUCAAGUCUAAACUAUUGAUAUUUAAUAAACAGCAAAUAUGUAGAGAUAUUUAGAAAAAAAAGAUUUCUAGAAUGCUUUAAAGAUAGCUUGUCUUGGUGUAACAGAAUAAGAUUUAAGAGCUUUAGGAAUUGAGGCUUUGAUAGCAGGAGAAUUUGAAAUAGCAAGAAGAGUAUAAUAGAAUUUUUAUUAUUUUUAUAGUGUUUUUUGAGAAAUAAGGAUUACCAUUUCAUCGAUUUACUUAUGAAAUAUGAAAAGAAAAAUUUAGAUGCAUAAAUACUGAAUGAAUUAAAUGCUGAGGCUUUGGCAUAUCAAGGGAGAUUUAUGGAUGCUGGUAAUCUAUUAAUAAAGGUUGGGUAGGCUGAUAAAGCAGUAUAGUUAUUUAAAGAAUUAAGGAGAUGGGAUGAUGCUAUAAGUAAAUAAUUAUUGUAAAAGUAGACUUUGCUAAAAAGGGAGAUGUUGCUUAUAGGGCUGUCACAUCUGGAGGUAGAACUGGCACUGGUGUUAGAGCACCAACAUCAUAAGGAAGAACAGGAACAGGUAGAGGUUAAGCAGUCAUACCAUAACCAUAAGAUAUAGCACCUCCUAAGAUAGAGAUGAAUAUGUUAUUGAGAGAACAGGCUGAAUGGACAAAAGAAUCUGGAGAUUGGAAAGCUGCAGCUGAUUUAUUUGUCACUUGUUAAGAAUAUAAAAAAGCUAUUGAAUUAUAUGGAUAGAAUAAAUAUUUGGAUGGAUUAUUAAAUGUUUGUAGAAUGUUAGAUAAACAAGAAAAUUCAGAUAAUAUAGUUUUAUGUGCUAAUUAUUUCAAAAAACUUAAACAUCAUGGAGGUGCUAAAGAAGCUUAUCUUAAAUUAAAUGAUUUAAAAAACCUAAUGAUUUUACAUGUUGAAUUUCAAAAAUGGCAAGAAGCUUUUUAAAUUGGAAGAUCUAAUAAAGAACUUCUUGAAAUUGCCAAAGUACCUUAUGCUAAUUACUUAUUAUUAAAUGAUCGUUAUGAAGAUGCUCUCAAAGCUUAUAAGAGUGCAGGUAGAUUUGAUAUAACAAUGAAAAUGACAAAAGAUAUGGCCAAAAAUUGUAUUGAAGAAUAAAGGUAUCAUGAUGCUAGUUAAUAUUUAUGGAAUUUAGCUAUAGAUUGCUUAUCUCAAAUUCAAGAUUAUUAAAAUCCAUCAGGUGAUGAUGUAAAAGCUAUUUCAUAAUAUCGUGAUUAUAGUGAUUUAGCAGAUGUUUAUUAUGCAUAUUAAAAGAUACAUAAUUUCAUUUGUGAACCAUUUUAACCUUUAUCAGGAGAAGCUUAUUUCAUAUAGAUUAUGAAUUCUGCCAGAUUCAUUAUAUCAAAAUGGAAGAGUAUAUAUUAGGGAAUUAAAAUGAGUUAUGUCUAUUAUGCUUUAGCCAAAUGUGCUUCACAACUUUCAUGUUUCAAAACUGCUCGUUCAUGCUAUGAAAAAUUGAAUGUAAAUAUUUUAUUUAAAUAUUCUUUUUUUAGUAAUUCAAAAUACCUGCAGAAUGGAGUGAAGAAAUAGAUCUUCAAUCAUUAUUAAUUAGAUCAAAACCAUAUACAGAUGAUGAAUCUAAAUUACCAUUAUGUAUGAGAUGCUAGACAUACAAUGCAAUUAUUAAUGUAAAUGAAAAAUUGUCUGUAUGUAAUGCUUGUUUGCAUCCUCUAUUUUCUUCUUUCAUUAGCUUCUCUACUUUACCACUUGUUGAAUUUAAAGUUGAUAAUUCAUUAUCCAGAGAAGAUGUGGAAAAAUUAUUAAAUAGUGAAAAAGUAUUUAUCAAUAAAAGACCAGGAUAAUUAUUUCAAGAUAAAAUCAAUGAAAUUAUUUAAUAAUAACAAACAUCACAAGAUUAAUAUUUAGUAGUUGAAUUGGAUGAAGCUACAAUUCAAUCUCUAUCACCAGAAGAGGUUUUGAUUGUAGAUUAUAGAUAAUAUUGUAGAUCAAUAGAUGUCAAAUAUUAUAAGAAUAUGAUUGGAGAACAACCUAUUCAUACUUGUCUUGAUUGUGGAAGAUUUUUUUAUAUUGAUGAACAUGAAUUUGAAUAUGUCUAAAAAAAGUGUUGUCCAUUUUGUAGAAUUUCAGAUAAAAAAAUACCAUAAAAGGAUGUUUUUGAUAUUUGA
Messenger RNA from Paramecium pentaurelia, 3864 nucleotides. Lineage: Eukaryota; Ciliophora; Oligohymenophorea; Peniculida; Parameciidae. The record is from the annotation of a GenBank genome assembly.